Molecule: messenger RNA, 2039 nt
Organism: Ziziphus jujuba (common jujube)
Lineage: Eukaryota; Viridiplantae; Streptophyta; Magnoliopsida; Rosales; Rhamnaceae
Product: cyanidin 3-O-galactoside 2''-O-xylosyltransferase FGGT1
Exons: 1
Coding region: 395-1768 (457 amino acids)
Molecular function (GO): UDP-glycosyltransferase activity
Source: RefSeq, a predicted model, not a curated record
UAUUAUUAAAAAAAAAAAGAAAAUCUUAAACAUCGAGGAUUCUUUACACUUUUUUUUUUUUUUUCAAUUUUGUUAUGUGUCAGCAUAAACAUAAAAAACGAAUAACAGAAUCAUUUUCCUUUCACCUGUUUCUUAAUUUCUCUUUCUUGAAUAAUCUGAACUUUUUGGUCUUAGCUAAACAAACUCCUGUAUCUUAUCCUGAAGCACCAAAUGCUGCCUGAUCCCCCUUUAAAGGAGGAGGGUUUAGGAUCAGACAGCCACAAAUUUCUACAACUUUAAGGUUUCUUCCACCAUUUAUCCCAAAAUAAUCCUCAUAACAUCUAAUUUAAAUUCUCUAGGUGCCGCCUCUUACCCUUGUACCACUUCUCUGUGAUCUGAAAGCCAGAGAAAGAAAAUGGAGAAACCUUGUUUGCACAUUGCAAUGUACCCAUGGUUUGCUCUUGGCCACCUUACCCCAUUCCUACAUGUCUCCAACAAACUAGCCAAACUAGGUCACAGAAUCUCCUUCUUCAUUCCAACAAAAACACAACCCAAAUUACAGUCUUUCAAUGGCUUCCCUGAUCUCAUCAGCUUCGUCCCCAUCACAGUCCCACACGUCGAUGGCCUACCUCCGGGAGCCGAAACCACUUUGGAUGUCCCUUUCCCCUUACACCCUCUUAUCAUGACCGCCAUGGAUCGCACUGAACCCGACAUCGAACGCCAUCUUCGUGAUCUUAAACCCGAUAUCGUCUUCUUCGAUUUUACCUAUUGGAUUCCCAAGCUGACUCGAAGUUUAGGCAUUAAAUCAUUGCACUAUUGCAUAAUCAGUCCAGUAACCAUAGGUUAUACUUUAUCUCCAAGCAGGCAGUUCAGUGGAGAAAAAGUAAGCGAGGCUGAUCUCAUGGUUCCUCCACCGGGAUACCCUGAUUCAUCUAUCAAGCUUCGUCUCCAUGAAGCUCGAGCAUUCGCGGCGAAAAGGGAUUCAACUUUUGGCAGCGGCUUGGGUUUCUAUGAACGCCAAUAUAUCAGCCUGCGUGAUGCUGAUGCUCUAGGAUACAGGACAUGUAGAGAGAUUGAAGGACAGUACAUAGACUAUCUAGAAAGAGAGUUCAAGAAGCCUGUUCUUCUUUCGGGACCGGCCAUUCCCGAACCACCAACCUCCGCUUUGGAAGAGCGGUGGGCUGAAUGGCUAGGCGGGUUCAAGACUGGCUCCGUGGUUUACUGUGCCUUUGGAAGCGAAUGCACAUUAAAGAAGGAACAAUUCCAAGAACUGGUUUUGGGUUUCGAGCUUUCGGGCUUGCCAUUUUUGGCCGCGCUUAAACCGCCUUUCGGUUGCCAGUCGAUCGAAGAAGGAUUGCCUGAUGGGUUUGAAGAGAGGGUUAAGGAAAGAGGUGUUGUUCAUGGUGGAUGGGUACAGCAACAACUCAUCUUGGAGCAUCCAUCAGUCGGAUGCUUCAUUACGCAUUGCGGGUCGGGUUCAUUAUCGGAGGCAUUGGUGAAUAAAUGUCAACUGGUUCUGCUCCCACAUGUGGGUGAUCAAAUCUUUAACGCAAGGAUGAUGGCCAACAAUUUGAAAGUUGGAGUUGAAGUGGAAAAAGGUGAGGAAGAUGGGUUGUUCACGAGAGAUGGGGUGUGCAAGGCGCUGAAGUCAGUGAUGGAUGAGAACAGUGAGGUUGGAAAAGAGGUGCUAGAUAAUCAUGAAAAGAUAAGACAGUUAUUGCUACAGAAAGAUCUGGAACCAUCUUAUAUUGACAAUUUCACUAAGAUGCUUCAAUCAUUAAAGGGCUAAACUGAAAGUGAGGAAUCAAUUGAAAGUUUUUCCAGUGCUGCAAUAAGCCCCAUUUGGAUUCAGUAGGCAUGUCUCUUGAUAAGGCCGUAAGAGGGGUCUACGCCCUUUUUUUUUUUUUUUUUUUUUUUUCUCCCUCUCUCUCUCUCUCUCUCUCUCUCUCUCUCUCUCUCUCUCUCUCUCUUAAGUUUGCAGUGAUGCUCUCCUUCUUCUAGGUUUGUUUUGUUGUAUGUAAUUUUUUUUUUUAAAUUUUAAUUUUAUAUGUUUUUAAUUU